AGAUGAGGGGCCAUACACAAAGCACUCCAACCCCUCCAGGCCACCGGAUGGAGCGCUGGCCAUCAGGAGGCAGAGUAUCCCAGAUGAGUUUAAGGGCUCCAGUGUUGUAGAGUUAAUGAAGAAAGAGGGAACCACACUCGGCCUCACUGUGUCCGGGGGCGUCGACAAGGAUGGAAAACCUCGGGUGUCCAACCUGCGCCAGGGAGGCAUCGCUGCUAGGAGUGACCAGCUCAACGUGGGCGACUACAUCAAGUCUGUAAACGGGAUCAACCUGACCAAGUUCCGUCACGACGAGAUCAUUAGCCUGCUGAAGAACGUCGGAGAACGUGUGGUUCUAGAGGUGGAAUACGAGCUGCCACCCGUCUCUGUUCAGGGCUCUGGGCUGAUGUUCAAAAGCGUUGAGGUGACUCUGCACAAAGAAGGCAAUACGUUCGGCUUUGUCAUCCGAGGAGGAGCCCACGAGGACAGGAACAAAUCCCGUCCCGUUGUCAUAACGACCAUCAGGCCAGGUGGACCUGCUGACAGGGAGGGUACGGUGAAGCCAGGGGACAGGCUCCUGAGUAUCGAUGGGAUCCGUCUUCAUGGGACGUCCCAUGCAGAGGCCAUGUCCAUCCUCAAACAGUGUGGACAGGAGGCGACGCUGCUCAUCGAGUACGACGUCUCCAUCAUGGACUCCAUAGCCACAGCUUCUGGGCCUCUGCUGGUUGAGGUAGCAAAGUCCCUGGGGUCCAGUCUGGGCCUGGCCCUCAACACCUCCAUGUACUGCAACAAGCAGGUCAUCAUCAUAGACAAGGUCAAGCCCGCAAGCAUCGCAGACAGGGAGGAUAACAAGCCUCUCUCCUUCCUCUGGGUGCGGGCGCUGCACGCGGGUGACCACAUCCUGUCUGUGGACGGUACCAGUAUGGAGUACUGUACCUUGGCCGAGGCCACCCAGCUGCUCGCCAGCGCCUGUGAACACGUCAAGAUGGAGAUCCUGCCACACCACCAGACCAGGCUGGCCCUCAAGGGUCCUGAACACGUCAAGGUGCAGAGGAGCACGCGGACCCUUCCCUGGGAGUCCUCCUCAGCCAACAACAACAGCAACUUCCUCCCCUACCAACACUAUAACACCUACCAUCCUGACCAGUCGCAGAGACACCAGGCCUCCAAGCACCACAAAACCUCUCCCAACAACCCCCCUCUAGGCUCCUCCUUCUCUCCUACCUCUAUGAGUACCUACAGUCUGAGCUCCCUCAACAUGAGCACCCUGCCCAGGAACAUGUACCCCACCAGCCCCAGAGGAACCAUGAUCCGGAGGAAACUCAAGAAGAAGGACUUCAAGAGCUCACGUACGUUCCCUUAA
Molecule: messenger RNA, 1342 nt
Organism: Oncorhynchus masou masou (cherry salmon)
Lineage: Eukaryota; Metazoa; Chordata; Actinopteri; Salmoniformes; Salmonidae
Product: glutamate receptor-interacting protein 1-like
Exons: 11
Coding region: 116-1342 (408 amino acids)
Biological process (GO): neurotransmitter receptor transport, endosome to postsynaptic membrane
Molecular function (GO): protein binding
Source: RefSeq, a predicted model, not a curated record